UUUUUUUUUACAAGUAUAUUGGUAGCUACUUAUUAUUAAUAUUCCUUUCGGGCUUCUAUAGUAAUUAGUAGCUUUUUAACCCAACAAUUUUUUUUAGUACUUGUAUUUUUUUUAUGUGAAAUCGCAUGUCUACCUUUUUACACUUGUAUGUUCUAUUAUACCUACUUCAUUCAGGUUGCUAUAUUUGUUGGUGGUGUGGAUACCUCUGCAACUGAGACAAAAGGAACAGUUCUAAUUCAUAGUGCUGACCAGCUAGAAAAUUAUGCGAAAACUGAAGAAGCUAAAGUUGAGGAGCUUAUAAAGGCAGUUGCUGAUUCCAGUGCCAAAGUAAUUGUUAGUGGAGCAGCAGUUGGGGAGAUGGCACUUCAUUUCUGUGAGCGCUACAAGCUUAUGGUUUUGAAAAUUAGUUCAAAAUUUGAAUUAAGACGAUUUUGCCGCACUACUGGUGCUGUUGCUAUGGUAAGUCAGCUAGCAUUUAAUAGUACUCAAAUUUUUUGAAUUUUUUCCAAAAUUCUCUAACAAUAUUCUUAUUUGUUUUACAGUUAAAGCUUAG
This is a messenger RNA of Humulus lupulus (European hop), 553 nucleotides long. RefSeq names its product T-complex protein 1 subunit theta-like. Gene Ontology annotation, cellular component: chaperonin-containing T-complex. Gene Ontology annotation, biological process: protein folding. The transcript has 3 exons. Gene Ontology annotation, molecular function: ATP-dependent protein folding chaperone; ATP binding. Lineage: Eukaryota; Viridiplantae; Streptophyta; Magnoliopsida; Rosales; Cannabaceae. The record is from RefSeq and is a predicted model, not a curated record. Bases 148 to 498 code for a protein of 116 amino acids.